This is a messenger RNA of Prorocentrum cordatum, 150 nucleotides long. NCBI's taxonomy places the organism in Eukaryota, Dinophyceae, Prorocentrales, Prorocentraceae. The record is from the annotation of a GenBank genome assembly.
CAGGCGCUGCUGGAGCAGCCGCUCCUGGUGCUGCGGCGGGCGCGGCAGCUGCGGCCGCGGGCGCAGCUGGAGCUGAGGGCGCAGCCGCAGGCGGAGCUGCCGCUGGAUGCGUUGCUGGAGGAGCUCCUGUCGGCGGCGGGGGCGGCUGCG